UGGGCUUCCUUUCCCAAACGUACCUAAAUUCAAUGUGUUUUUGCUUGAGCCCACACUGGUGCAGCAAUUAGUGAGGUUCUUGGAUCAUGCGGAGCAGCAGCAGCAGCCAGGUGGCCCAGUGGAAUGUGGAGGAAGUGACCAGCUGGGCCAACCAAUCCGAUCACUACUCGAAGAUCCUGCUCGACUGCCUGCGCCAGGAGGCCAUCGACGGCGAGGUCCUGCUCACUCUCACCGAGAGCGAUGUCCAGGAUCUGCGCCAUCGUCUGGGCUACAAUGUAACCUUUGGCGAGUUGAAGAAGUUCUGGCUGGCAGUGCUACGGUUGCAGUUGCUCAUGAAGGACAGCCAGACAGAGUCCGUGACCCGUGUAUCCUGCCUGACACCUGACGAAUAUGUGAAGACUGCCAUUAGCCUGAUGUACUCCUUCCUCGUCAGUUGGAUAACAUCGUUCGUUAUGGUGAUCGUGCACGAGCGAGUGCCGGAUAUGCAACGCUAUCCACCGCUGCCGGACAUCUUCCUGGACAAUGUACCGCACAUACCGUGGGCCUUCUCCAUGUCCGAGAUCAUCGGAUCGCUGCUCUUCACCAUGUGGCUAAUAGUGCUGAUCUUUCACAAAUACCGACUGGUGCUCCUGCGUCGCUUUUCAGCACUGGCGGGCACCGUUUUCCUGCUGCGCUGCAUCACCACGCUGAUCACCUCGCUGAGUGUCCCCGGAACGCAUCUGCAGUGCAACCAGAGUGACUUUGGCAUCAACGAUCCGAAUGUGGACCUGGUGGGUGCUAUGGUCAUCCGCCUCAAUCGUGCCUAUCGCAUCUGGCGGGGUUUGGGUUUGUCCAUUCAGGGUGUGAGCACUUGCGGCGAUUACAUGUUCAGUGGUCACACGGUGGCUCUGACGUUGCUCAACUUCUCUAUAACGGAAUACACACCGCGAAGUAUGUAUGUCCUGCAUGCCUUCACCUGGAUGCUGAACCUAUUUGGCAUCUUCCUCAUCCUGGCCGCCCACGAGCACUACUCCAUCGAUGUUUUCGUGGCGUUCUAUAUAACCUCCCGGCUCUUUUGCUGCUACCACAGCCUGGCUAAUAAUGGGGCUUGUCAGGGGAGUGACUCUAAGAGGAUGCACACCUGGUUUCCGCUGUUUAGUUACCUGGAGAGUGGCAGUGCCAAUGGGAUGGUGCCCCAUGACUUUGACACACCAGGCUCCCUGGUUUCGGCCUUCACAAGCCGUUUCUGCCAGGCCAAGGAUCAAGUGGUCAUGACCCUUUCGAAUUUCUCAUUAUUCCCGCUCUCCUUUCUUCAGUGUUCCAGCAAGUCUGCCUAAGUCCAAGCCUAAUUGUGAUCCCAAACCUGGUUCUGAUUCUGCUUCUGCGUUGCCUUUGCAUUUACUCUAUAUUUAUUCCUAGUUUUCCCCCAGCUCUACAUGAAAUAAAU
Drosophila serrata is the source of this 1426-nucleotide messenger RNA. RefSeq names its product ceramide phosphoethanolamine synthase pseudogene. The record is from RefSeq and is a predicted model, not a curated record. NCBI's taxonomy places the organism in Eukaryota, Metazoa, Arthropoda, Insecta, Diptera, Drosophilidae.